AUGUGCAGCUGGCUUGAUUGGAGACUCCCGAUUGGCCUGGGGAUGACCAUGAGCUACUUGUUCCGCGAGCCUGCCACCAUCAACUACCCCAUCGAGAAGGGCCCUCUGUCCCCUAGUGCUGCAUCGCCUGCAAGCUGUGCAUUUCCUGUGGACGCCAUGGUCCAGGGCCCCAACAUUGAGUUCUCAACGGAGACCCACGAGGAGCUACUGUACAACAAGGAGAAGCUGCUCAACAACGGGGACUUGUGGGAGGCUGAGAUAGAGGCCAAUAUACAGGCGAACUUCCUGUACCGAUAG
Messenger RNA from Gadus chalcogrammus (walleye pollock), 297 nucleotides. RefSeq names its product NADH:ubiquinone oxidoreductase core subunit S8b (gene ndufs8b). The record is from RefSeq and is a predicted model, not a curated record. Gene Ontology annotation, cellular component: membrane. Bases 1 to 297 code for a protein of 98 amino acids. Gene Ontology annotation, molecular function: NADH dehydrogenase activity; 4 iron, 4 sulfur cluster binding. NCBI's taxonomy places the organism in Eukaryota, Metazoa, Chordata, Actinopteri, Gadiformes, Gadidae. The transcript has 4 exons. Gene Ontology annotation, biological process: mitochondrial respiratory chain complex I assembly; mitochondrial electron transport, NADH to ubiquinone.